Molecule: messenger RNA, 3575 nt
Organism: Myxocyprinus asiaticus (Chinese sucker)
Lineage: Eukaryota; Metazoa; Chordata; Actinopteri; Cypriniformes; Catostomidae
Gene: il22ra2
Product: interleukin 22 receptor, alpha 2
Exons: 6
Coding region: 5-700 (231 amino acids)
Molecular function (GO): protein binding
Source: RefSeq, a predicted model, not a curated record
AAACAUGUCUGGCCUAAGUGGACCUCUUGUGCUUUUUUGUUUGAUCACCGUUCUCUGUUGGGCAGAUUGUAGCCACUCUCAACAGGAUGAUAUAGCACCCCUUGAAGUGAAAUUUCAUUCUUUGGACUUCAGAAAUGUCUUACACUGGAAACACCCACAUAUGGCUGCCAACAGCCUGAAAUAUUUUGUGCAGUAUAAAAUAUAUGGAGACAAAGAUUGGACUAACUCUGAACACUGUCAAGGCAUCAAAAUGCUCCAGUGUGACUUAAGUCAGGUGACAUCAGAUCCCAGAGAAUGGUACUACGCCAGGGUCUGUUCCCUCUCCCCUAAAGGCCCCUCAUCAUGGGUCAUUAGCCCCAGAUUUCACCCUCAGUGGGAUACCAGUUUCAGCCCACCACGGAUAAAGCCGAGAGUGACAGGACAAAUCAUUUUGGUCCAGAUCAGACCUCCAAGAACUCCACUGCGAGGACAGAGGGGCAAAAGGAUACAAGUGACAAAACUGCAGAAACUGAUAUUCAGGAUAUACCUAACGCACAACGAUGUAGAAGAGGAAGUCCUUGAAACUGACAGUUGUUCAAAGGAGCUUGUGAUCCAGGGGCUGCGUCCCAAAACCACCUACUGCCUCCAUGCUGUGUCCGUAAUUCCUCUCACAGGCCGCAAGAGUUUACGGAGUUCCAGCACCUGUAUCAGCACUCAUUGAGGGCCAGGGAGUCUCCCACAGGGAGAAGAUGCUCCUGGACCAUUGUUAAACACAUACACACACACACUACAAAUUGAAAUGUCUGCAAAUUCUCAAAAAGGUCAUAUUUACUACAAAACCGAUGCCUUGCCUUAGUGUUAGGUAAGGGAUAAUUCACCCAAAAAUUUAAAUUCUGUCAUUAUUUGACCCUCUUGUUCAAAUUCAUGACUUUCGUCCUAGGAAAAAGAAAGAUGUUAGGCAAAAUAAAGUUAGGUGAACUAUCCUUUUAAGGUUAACGACUACUGAAAAUAAAUGCAUGAACAAAUGCAGUGAUGUUUUACAAGGCAGAAAACUGAAAACUUUUUUUUUACCCAAUGCUCCAACAUACCAAAUGUACAACAAAUGAAAGAGAGAUGAUAUAGCACAUGACAGAAGAAUAAAGCUGAAACAAAUCAUGAAAGAAAAUUGUGAGAAGACCAAAACUUAAAUGUUGUAUAAAGGAUUUAUUGGUCACUUGUGUACAGUAAAAUAGUAGAAUUUGAUAUAAAUGCGAUGCUUGUGGGCUCAGCCCUUUUUUUCUUUGAGCCCUCCUGGAGCAAAUCACCAGUUUGGUGAAGCAUCACCAGUCUAUCUCUGAAUAGAACAGCUUUAAACAUUAAAUUGGUCACAUGGGUAAAACAUUGAAUAAAAACAGCUCUCUUUACACAGCGCAGACACUAAAAAGCAAAAACUAUUUGCAGUGCAUGUAUACCAUGUAACAAUUUUUCUAAUCCUUCUUGCACUCCACACAGAAACCAUGUUCCCCAAAACAGUAUGGGCAACUUUAACUUUGGUGAACACAAAAUCUUCUUAUUUCCAAACUCCACAGAAGAUUUUCUGUCUUUCACAGUCCAAAUGAAACGGCUUAUAAUUGUUGAUCUCUGUAGUUUUCCCAUUUCAGGAGAAAUGAUUGUGCUUAUACAAUAACACCAGAUGAAUCCUUCAAAAACAAGCGUCAUAUUAUUGUUCAUCUAAAAAUUAAUGAUCAUUGCAAGACAUAAAAAAGAGGCACCACAAUCUCUCUCGAGUCCACUGAGUCCUAAUGUGCAGUUGUAUAUCUAAACUAGCAAAACAUUAAUCCAGUCCUGGGAUAAAACAAAGUUUCAAUACCUUAAGAUAACAGCAUAAAUGUAAUGAGCAACCAUCUUUACAUGAUUCAAAAUGAAAAACUCCAGUGCUACACUUUAACAAAAUUUGUUCUUCAAAACACAUCACCACACGAUGGUUGUUGCUGAACAGGAGAAAAUGCUGGACAGUGUGAAAACCUGACACUUUAUGAAAAAGCACAUUUACUCUGAAUUGUAUAUAGUAAAUUACAGCAGAUAAUUACUUGUACCUACUAGAAAAGAUAUUUUCAAUACUGUAUAUGGGUAGUCAUUUCUCAAAUAUCCAUUCCAACAAACGAGUUCUAAUACUUUUCCACUUGACACCAAAUAACCUCAAAAUAACUUUUAAUUUGUUCAGUUAAGCAUUUUUUUUUUUAAAUCAUUCUUCACAUCUUUAAUUCUUUAGGAGGAUCUUUUAAAUGUCACAAACAAAACUGAAAAACAAGAUUCUGUGCUAAAUUUAACAACAGGCAAUGAAAAAAAAACAUUCAGUCUUCUCAACAGUAUAAUGACUGAGAGUACAGUUAAAAUAUAAAGAUUGACAGUCAAAAGACCAUUUUGGAUUUAUGGCUGCAGCCUUAAAUUACUAAGAUACAGUACAGGUAAGAGUUUAACAUGCAAAGAUACAACAAAUCAUGAUUUAACAGUCAAUUACGCUGAUAAACAUUCUAUUUUGAAGUUUUACUGAACCCUUUGCAGUGUAAACUUUAAUAGCAUUCUGGCAUCUGAAUGAAAUUAUUGGUGUAUCAAAAGUGGAAUGUGAUAUUUAACACAUCAGAAUGAUGGAAAUCGUAGCUUAAAUACUCUUUUCAAUAUUGUUUUCAUUCACUUUUCAUUAAAUGGCAGUAGAAUAACAAUGUGAUUUCCAUACUGUAUACAAAGUAUUCAAAGACAGUGCCUCCCCCAACUGAGUUGAUCAACAACACUGGAUUCAUGCCUAAAUUAAUUAUAGGAAUGCAACCUAUACUGUAGAUAUACAAAACAGGCAUGUACACUCCUGGCAGACAUAAAUACAUAAAUCUGCAUUAAAUUAAUGGUAAAAAUGUCACAAGGUGCAUGUAAUUCAUCCAGAAAUUCAAUGUGUCAAGUCAAUGAAGUGGGUAUCCAACACAGCGUUAAGAAGACAAUUUCCAUCAAAUAAAGUGGACAACUGCAUGGUUCAGGAAUCAGAUUCAAUGGUUCAGCAAUCAGUUUCAAACAGGUCAUUACAGACAAACCUUCCAAAUGCAAGGUCAUGUAUUUGUGUACGACAAAUGAGCUAUUAUGAUAUGGAAGUGAAUUCUGAGUUGAUCUAUUUGCUGUUUGGAGCAAAACAUCUGUUAAUUAGCUAUGCCAUUUCAUCAGAUCACUAAUAGUAACUCUUUUCCAACAUCUAUAUAAUAUUUAUAUAAACACUGUAGGCCCUGCUCAUGUCUUUCAUGUGAAAUUAUGUGACAGAGACUAAAAUGCCUGAAUACUUUCAAUAUCAGUAGUUUCUAAAAUAAUCUGAGAUAUUGUUCAUCAGGGUAAAAAGUGUAUGAUCCAAGUCCUUGCGUAAAAACGACACACCAGCAAUCCUAAAGAAAAUUCACUGGAAUGUUGAUCAUUCACUUCAAAUAUGUCACUUCAUAUUAAAUUACAUAUAAAAGUUAACAGAAUAUAAAUAAAAAGUACCAUAGAAUAACUCCAGCAGCAAUGGCUCAAAUAUAGAUCAAAGGCCAUGAUGUUAAACUUUUUGAAAAAACAAAACCAAACGCAGACAUAUUAAAGAC